AUGAAGCGCAGGAGGAUCAGCAAGGCGGCGCCGAUAGAGCUACCAGAGGAACUAAUCCACGAGAUCCUUCUCCGUCUCCCCGUCAAAUCCCUUCUCCGAUUCAAGAGCGUGAGCAAAGCCUGGCGCACAACAAUCUCCGGCGCCUUCUUCAUCCGCUCGCACCUCAACCACUCGACCUCAAAACGGGAGCAGAAUCCGUCGCUGCUCAUCAGCCCUCUCGCCCUUACUACCCGUGUCUCCCAAACCCAAGGUGAUCAGCCAUGGCCGCCGACCACCUUCUCCACCCGAAUCCGCUUCUACCAAUGGCCGCCGGAGCCAGACCGGGCCUUGGACGAUCAGGCAAGCCUCAUCCACAGCAAAGAUUACUCCGGCGAGUUCAGCUCGGUCUGCCACUUCGCCCACUGCGACGGCCUGGUGCUCCUCCCGACGAACACCAAGGUCUACCUCUUCAACCCGGCCACCAGAGACGCCAUCACGCUGCCCGAUCAAGAAAACCCCAACACGAUGCCGGUGCCACGCCGGGUCUGCCUGCCCGUGGGCCUCGGCCUGGACCCUGGCUGCGGCAGGUACAAAGUUGUCCGGCCCUUUUUCCGCUCCAGGCACCCACAAACGGACAUCUUCCUCAUGGGGACGCAAGUGUACACCGUCGGCGGCGGCGGCGACACGGCUAACUGGAGGGAAGUAGCUGAUCCUCCGUACCCUCCGUUGAAGUGGAUAACAGCCAAAUCGCUCAACGGGCAUGUCUACUGGAACAUCGAUACUUACAAUCUGAGCCCACGCCCACGCUGCCUUCUCCGCUUCAGCCUGCAGCACGAGACGUUCGGGGUCACGGCGUUCCCCGACGCCAUGGACCCCGACCUCGACGAACCUUUCCUGCUGGAGGCGGUGCGCGGGGAGCUGUUCAUGACUACUCCGGCGAGCGCGAGGCCGGGGCCGCAGCCUCUGACCUUGUUGUGGGCCUUGGUGCGAGACGACGGCAUGAUGAAUUCGCGUUGGGAGCUGCGUUACUCGAUUGACGUCUCGCACAAUUGCCGGCCGUUGGCGCUUCUUCCGGAAGGCCGGGUGAUGUUGCUGGUAAGAGGUUGUAUUGUCUACCACUACCGGCCUGACGGUAAUGAGCUGAUGGAAGUGUGUGCGUUGGAAGAGCUGAGGUACCAGCGUCGUCGAGCAGGCAGCUUUGAACGUAAUGCUGGGCGGGAUGCCUUCUUCUUCAUUGUGACAUCAUACGUGGAAAGUCUGGUUAGACUUACUGCCUAA
Messenger RNA from Brachypodium distachyon (stiff brome), 1257 nucleotides. Its product is annotated as putative F-box protein At5g15660. The record is from RefSeq and is a predicted model, not a curated record. Gene Ontology annotation, molecular function: protein binding. Lineage: Eukaryota; Viridiplantae; Streptophyta; Magnoliopsida; Poales; Poaceae. The transcript has a single exon. The coding region runs from base 1 to 1257 and encodes 418 amino acids.